ACUUGCAUUUCUUUUCUUGCAAAACUUCUGCGAGAAGCUUCACCGUGUGUUCUUUGUGCGUGAACUGCAGCAUCAACUGAGGAAUUCUAAAUCAAGUCUUUCGAAACCAAAAUCAGGUAAUGUAGACGGAACUCUGAUUUUAAGUUAAUCGAAGCGUCUUUCUCCUUUCUCCCUUUCUGUGAUUGAUUUAAAGUCCUCUGAAGGACGUUAGGGUUAGAGAUGAGAAGGGUUUUGAAUGUGUAAUGAAAGGGGGUUUUUUUUUUUUUUUUUAUGGGUCCUGACUUCCUUCCUCCCCCCUACUUCGUGCAGAGUUUGAGAAAAUGUCUUCAAAAAGGACAGGAAGUGUAGUAGGGAGUGAGGUGGAGCCUCUGGACUAUGGGAGCAUGGACUCAGAGAGUAGUCCGUCUCUAUCUAGUUCGGAGGAGACGGUCGAAGGGGUGAGAGGGGAUGAGAUGGUGGAGGUUGGGGGAGAUGAGGGGGUAGAGGUUAGGGAAAAUGAGGUGGUAGGGGUGGGGGGAGAUAACAUACCUAUCACCGUAGUAGAAGUAGAGGGUAGAGGAGUGGGAGGGUAUGAUGUGAACGCGGAGAUAGUGGAGGAGGUGAAGCAGUAUAGGUCUGAGCUAAGGACCAGGGAUAGCCUGGGUCACUUGGUAGAGAAUUACGAGAUUUCAUCUCGAGUGUUAGUUAGGCCAGCUGGGGUAGAGGAGAGGGCGUGCUCUGCUCCUCGGGAUCAUUGGAUGCCCGUGUACUCCCAUUAUUUGUAUGCUGGGCUUAAAUUUCCAAUUCCCGAGUUGCUAGUAGGGGGAAGUAGGAGGGAUAAGGGGUGGUAUUAUUUCACCCCUAGGGUAGAUAAGAAGGAGAGUAGGAUUUUAUUUACUUCAGGUCCUUCAUCCAUUAAAGGAUGGAAGGAAAAAUUCUUUUUUGUAGAUGAUGCGGAGUGGGGGAAGGGGGAUGCUGAGGUGAGGGCGUUAGCUUCCUGGAAAGCCAAAAGGGCCAACCAGAAUAGGUUUAACUUAAAUGGGGAUGAGGAGGAGGAAGUGAGGAAGUUGGUGAGGAAGAGGGGGGAGGAAUUGAAUAUCAUGGACCUCACCAGCGCAGCAUGCAUAGAAGCUGCUGAGCUCUAUGGGCCAAGCGCUUUAAGUGAAGCUGAUAUGGAUCAAUUUUUGAGCACUGCUGGAGGGAAGGCUAUCCCCAAGAAGCCAAGGAAGAAGUCAAGGACUUCAACCAAACAAGUGGAUGAAGGGAGGACUGAGAAGGAGAAGGAGGUGGUGCCCUUAGCGUCAGUUGGGACGGAGGAGGAGCCUCCUCCUGUUGAGCUGGACCUCGAGCUCAGACGGUUGGAGGAGGGGGCUGAGGUACGGGCUCCUGGGAAGGGGAAAGGCCCUGUUUCCCCUGCGGUGUCUCAGAGCAGCCUGUUCGAGGCGAAGAACGUAAUGGGGGCUAGGUGGUUUAUCAAUAGCACCUUCCUCGAAGUGGACAAGCGCAACGCGCGGGAGGAAGCUCUGAGGUACGGGGGAGCAUCUGUUGUGAAGCACGUCCUUGAGAGCGCGAGCUUGGUGAAUGGUCUAACCCAAGAGUUCAAGGAGAGUGUCAAGGAGCGCGUACUCUUGCAGAGGCAGUGUGACCAGCUGCGGAAGGAGAAGGAGGAUCUAGAGAAGAAAAAUAAAGAUCUGCAAGAGUCGUUGGACGAGGUGGUUCCAACUGUGAAGCAGUUGGAACAGGAGAGGUCUUCCCUGAGCAUCAAGCUCGGCUUUGAAGAGAGCAAACGAAAGAUCUCUGAAAGCGAGCGUGAGGCUCAGGCGCAAGAGCUGAAGCUGACGAAGGAGGCUUUCCUGGAGCUGAAGGGGAACGUGCAGACCUUGGUGCACAAUGGGAUGAAGGAGCACAUCAGCAACUUCAUCAGCUCUAGCUCGUUUGACAACAUCGUCAACCUAUACCGAUUGCCUACUGCUAUCAUCGCAUUCACGGACUGCAGAAAGAAGGUGAAGGAUGCAUAUCCCGAAGUGGAUGUGACAAAGGUCACCUUCGACGAGCAAGAAGAAGGAGUGGAGGAAGAUGGGGAGAGCAUGUCAGCAGACUUCCGUCCUCAGAUCAAAUUGAGGUGGGAGGAUGAUGCAAACGGACGUGCUGUUUUCCCUCCACAGUUCGACUUCGAGUUCGUGGCAGUGGAGGAUGAAGGGGCAGAGGUAGAGGGAGACGAGAUGGAGGCAAGAGUGGAGGAAGCUGAAGUGGGUGAGAGCCAACCCGCUCCAGAAGUGGAGAUUCAUCCAGUUCCCUCCGAUGAUGAGCAGCCCCCUCUGCCAGACGAGCAGCAGCCAAGACAGCCACCUCUGCCAACCGAAGAGGAGCCAGUGGAGCCACCUCCUCCAGCGGAGAACUAAUUUUGAUUUGUUGUUUUUAAUUUUUUGUAGAACAUUUAAACAGUUUGUAACACUUUUAUUAUGUUUAAUGAAAUUAUAUAUUUGUUUAUGUUUGGUUUAUAUUUUUGUUAUGUUUUAUGAAUGAAAGAACUGAGAGUAC
Rubroshorea leprosula is the source of this 2520-nucleotide messenger RNA. NCBI's taxonomy places the organism in Eukaryota, Viridiplantae, Streptophyta, Magnoliopsida, Malvales, Dipterocarpaceae. The record is from the annotation of a GenBank genome assembly.